CCCUAACUCUUUCUCUCCGCGGAGCAUGAUCCAGGUGGCCCAUGAGGAGCUCGUCAACGACGUCAAGGUUUAGGAGGUCUGAGGGUCUGACGUCUGUCGUCUGUGUAGUGUUUGUUAUGGUAGCGGAGGGAUGUGGUUGAGUAGGGUGAUUGAAGCAAUUAAUUUUUGUAAGUAUUCAAAGGAAAAGAAAUGAUGCCAUUUUUUGGAAUUUACACUCCAAGAAAGCCAAAUCCAAAUAUAAGUGAACGGAUUACUAUGGCUUGUGUAGAGUUGGAGAGCUUGUUGAAUAAACUGGAGCCAUUCAUUGUCUUGAAACGACACUUAACUAAUCUUAAACAAGCUUUGUUCCAUUCUCACACCAAGGUGGUGCAGGUUGCGGUUAAACAGUUGAUUCGAAUUGCCAAAGAUAAGCAAUUAGCAGAACAGUUGAGUGAAGAUUUGGAGUUAGUUUUGGGAAUGAUUGAAAACCUGGCCCACAAAGAACAGAGAGUAGCACGAGACUGCGUUAUGAUGUUGUUGUUGUUAUCAAGCAGCCCUAAAGCUCUCCAAAAUUUGCUUUGUCCAGAUAUUACAGAUGUUCUCAAGACUAUCAUGACUUAUGUUGCUGUUAGAAUCCUUGUUUAUGAGCUGAUCUUGCAGUUAAGCAUAAAUUCACUGUUAGGGUUGGAGAAAAGCCAUUCCUGUGGCAUACUGGAAGAUGUAAUUAAUGACUUUAAGAAAAAGGAAAGUUACCUAACAUCAGUGCACUAUAACCAACUGCAUAGUCUUGCAGCAACUAGUCAUGGCCGCAACUACCUAGUCAAGUAUGAUGCUUUGGAGAGUGUUUCAAAGAAAUGUCCAGAUAUUUCUAGAGAAUGUACAAACCACCUUAUCACAGUAGUUCCUCAAGAUUUAGUUUCUACACACUCAGGUAUUCUCAGUAAUGAGGAAAUUCAGACAUAUAAAGAAGAUUGUAAGGAAAAGAGUGUUCUCCAAGUAAAGUCUGCCCCUCCUUCUAUUAGAUUACAACAUAUGUUUACCUUACCACAACAACCACAGGGGAUGUCUCCAUUAUACUUAGAUCAGCUGCAACAAACCCUCAAUUCUCCUAACUCCAUAAAUGAUUCAUGUUAUACACAUGUGGAAAAAUAUUCCUCUCUGAGAGAAUUAACAUCUUCUUCAUCUUCUCUUUCAUCUCCAUGUGAUUCUUUGGAUUCUUCUUCAAUUGGCAGAAAGCAGGAUGACAUCAGAGAUUUAGUAUCUGACAGUAGCAGCCAGCCAGACCGUUCCUUCACUCCUCCCUUACACAGUCCAAAAGCAGUCUCAGAGACUGAACACCAACUCUUUGUUUUAGCACUGGAAAAGUUAGAAAGCAGUGUUAAAAGUGUUGCUCCACACGAGGUGUUCUCUCAACAACCAGACACUCUUGGCAUAGUAUUGAGAGGGAUUGAGUCGUCAGACAGGCACUCAGUCAUGUUGGCUCUGCAGAUACUUGGGUUUAUCAGUUCUACAAUGGAAGGAAAACGCCAAUUAUACAAGCAGACAGGUAAAAGGGAAAAAUUUAUGAGAUUGGUGAUGAAGAAAUUGAUGGAUGCUGUCACACAAUAUUCAGCAGAACACAGAGCCAAUGCUGUUAAUAUCUGGUAUAAUUUUAUUAAUGUUCAUGAAUCAAACACAAAAUAUGAAAAGAUUACUCGUAAAUGGUUUCGUUUAAUGGGGAAACCACAGGAAAUAAUGAAAAUCAUUGUAAUGCUCUGCCAGAAGCCCCCAGAACAGACUCAGAUCACAGCAUAUCGCAUAAUACAGUGCCUUGCUCUUCAGGAAUGGGGUCUACAUUAUAUUCGAGGGAGGAAAGGUUUGCUCGACAUGUUACUAAGUGUAUCUCAAGCUGAAUCUCGAGUUAUUCGAGAAUCAAAAAACUCUGUUCUGGAAGUAUUAUUGGAGUCACCAACUGCUAGUAAAAUAUUAAAACCACAAAAUCUUGAAAGUAUACAAAGUUAUAUUUCUAAGUGUAGAGAGAUUUCCCAAAAAGAUGUCAACGUCUAAUGUAUAUAAAAAUGAUACUUUAAGUCUUUUAUACAUAAUAAAUAAAUAAAUAAAAAAUGGAAUUGUA
Molecule: messenger RNA, 2092 nt
Organism: Homalodisca vitripennis (glassy-winged sharpshooter)
Lineage: Eukaryota; Metazoa; Arthropoda; Insecta; Hemiptera; Cicadellidae
Exons: 11
Coding region: 190-2025 (611 amino acids)
Biological process (GO): proteasome assembly
Cellular component (GO): cytosol
Source: RefSeq, a predicted model, not a curated record